AUGUCCACUCCAGCUGAAACCUCUUUUGCUGAACUUAAGGCAAUCACUAGGCAGAUUGUUGACAUUGUCCGCACGGCUCAGCUGCUCCCACCCGGCAACAGCCACUUGGCUCUGAAAGCACAAGUCACUGAACUGGUGGCUAAGGCCAUCCGGGACCAUGAGGAUGCACCUUGCAUUCCGGGCAUAGUCUUGUCCUGCUCCAAGGAGUUACUUCACGUUCGGAAGAUGUCCCCUCAGGCGUUAGGCGACCAGACAUUCAAUCUUCCCCUUGAGGCCCCCAAAUCCCCUGACACUGUCGUGAUUGACCUUCCCUCCCCACCUGUCAUCACUGGCAGCAUUGCCAGCCCAUCUUCCGGCACUAUUGCCAAGUCCUGGGAGAACCGUAAGGAUAAGGGUAAGGGUAAGGCAUUAGAUGCUGACCCGGAACCUGAGGCGGACGGGAGUAGGAAGAGGAAAUUGCCCCUGAUUUCAGGACCCUCCUCCCAACUGCCAAAAUCCGCGAUGAAGAGUCGCAAGAGGGCAAAGUCAGCUUGCGUUGUGAAGUCAGCCGAGUUUGUGGAGUCUGAGGACGAACCUGAGGACAAGCCAGCUGCCCAAGGAGGGCCGGUCGUCUUAGUUCAUCGUCUCACCUCAGUCUCGCCCUGGGUCCCCAAGAAGAGACCUUUCGGCCCUGCGAAGGUAAUUGCUGGAAGACGUGCAGACGUCACCGGGCACACGGACUUGACGUCCAACACCCCCGUGGCCACCCCGGUGGUGGCACCAACUGUCAUUGAUGGCCCUGCUGGAAGCUGUCCAGAGGUCGUCGAGGACUUGGACUCAACAUCCAACACCCCCACAGUCACCCUGGUCAUGAUGCCAACUGUCAUCACUACAGAUGACAUUCUCAUUCCCGGACCCAUGAAACAACCCAUGCUGGGCUUGCAACAACGUGGAGUUGCCCUGCACCACCCAUUUCGACAAGAGGACUGGGAAAGGCUUUCUCUCCUGUGUUUUCUGCAACACAAAGAAGGUAAAGUGUUUUUCCAUCACCCUUGGAAGUCCACCGAAACGGUCGCGGGCCAACCUUGUGGUGUAGCCGGAUCUACCAGUGCCGGUGCUGCCGGAACUGCCACAAUUGCGUCUUCGAGUGCCUGCAUGCCUCGUGCAGCUCUCAAUGUCCCCAUCCCGGACCUCCAUUCCAUGGCAAUGAGUAUUCACGAUAGUGCCGGACACAUCAAGGCUCUCGAGGAUCUUGUUGCCGAGCAGGGCAGACGUAUCAAUACCCUCACCAGGCUCCAUGAGAGCCUUCGAUGCGAAACCAUGGAACACCAUCCCUCAUUUCCCCUUCCCACUACUCCGGCAAUUGCAACAUCUUUGUUGCUUGAUCAAUCCGUCACUGGAACAACGUCACCCUCCCAAUCUGCACUCCCUCCUCUCAUUGAUCUUUCGAUGGCAGUGAUGGAGCCCACACCCUCGAAAAUCAAGGAUCCCUCUGCCAUCAAGGGUCUCACAUUUGAGCCAAGUCAAGUUCAACUAGCCCUGAACCCAUCACCUACUCCCCCAACUGCCGGAGACAUUGUGGUGCCGGAUGAUCCACACAACCUUGUCCCGGAAUACGAUUCUGCUGAUGACAUGGAUGUUGAGGUCAAGGUUGAAGUUGAAGGUGGUGAUGAGGGUCAUCUGGGCAAGGUUGAAAUGUCUACAUAA
Messenger RNA from Suillus paluster, 1686 nucleotides. RefSeq lists its product as uncharacterized. The transcript is spliced from 8 exons. The coding region runs from base 1 to 1686 and encodes 561 amino acids. The record is from RefSeq and is a predicted model, not a curated record. NCBI's taxonomy places the organism in Eukaryota, Fungi, Basidiomycota, Agaricomycetes, Boletales, Suillaceae.